AUGAUUAGGCAGGACGUUCCCUCAUACAAACUCUUUAACUAUGCACUGCCACCGGACUACGACCCGCUAGAUAUACAAGAAUUUACUACGGUGUUGCUUGUUGACGUUCUUGCAGCGCAUAGAAGAGGCUAUAACCCAGAUAAGCUAUUGACCAUUGGGACAGGGGCUGGCCGCUUGUCCGGGGUAUUCUUGCGAGUAUACGACGGUCAAACUGUUGCGCUAUCUGUUGAUAGCACACAAGCAUCCCUGUCUGCAGCCGUCGCAGGCCAUAACAUUAACGGGUAUGGUGGACGCUCGGUUUACUGUAUUGGGCAAGACCUUUCUGUGCUUGAAAAUGUGCCAACUGCAGCACGAUUCUCUCUGAUAGCAUACAACCCCUACAACACGGACACCUUGCACCCAGGGAGACUACAGAGACAAGGUAGUGGUCAAUCGCUCCUUGAUCAGACUUUAGCAGAAUUCAUAGCACUGACGGCAGAUUACCUAGAUGAGAAGGGAAGGGCAUUCAUAGUCAUUGAAACUACUAAAGAAUUAGGAAGACAUCAGAGGGCUGCAGGGCAGUUAGGCUUGCACUUCAGAAUUGAGGGGUCUCGCCCAUUCGAGGGCCACGACUACAGCGUUGUUCUUCUUUCGAGGCAAAAGACAGAUGUAUGCGCCUAA
Molecule: messenger RNA, 660 nt
Organism: Giardia duodenalis
Lineage: Eukaryota; Fornicata; Diplomonadida; Hexamitidae
Exons: 1
Coding region: 1-660 (219 amino acids)
Source: RefSeq, a predicted model, not a curated record